AUGCAUUCAUUCAGUGGAGUGAGACAGUGCAAUGCAGACACUGAGUCAAGGCCCAAAACAUCACGGCCCUGCCGCGCCAAUUCCUCCCUCCUCCCAUUUCUGGGUGACUUGCCGACUUCUUUUCAUCUUCCCUCCGGUCAUCGAAUAAGUUCUUGUCUUUCACGCUCAGACUUCGUUCCACCUCCCUCUUGCAUCGCAAUCGAUAUCGACAUUCCCCGCCACUUCUAG
Messenger RNA from Fusarium venenatum, 228 nucleotides. The record is from RefSeq and is a predicted model, not a curated record. Lineage: Eukaryota; Fungi; Ascomycota; Sordariomycetes; Hypocreales; Nectriaceae.